ACAGGAGCCGCUAGAGCCGCCCGCCAGACAGGAGCCGCUAGAGCCGCCCGCCAGACAGGAUCUGCCAGAGCCGCCAACCAGACAGGAUCUGCCGGAGCCGCCAACCAGACAGGAUCUGCCAGAGCCGCCAACCAGACAGGAUCUGCCAGAGCCGCCAGCGAGCCAUGAGCAGCCAGAGCCGUCAGAGCCAUGAGCGUCGAGAGCCGUCAGCCUGCCAUGAGCGUCGAGAGCCGUCAGCCUGCCAUGAGCGUCGAGAGCCGUCAGCCUGCCAUGAGCGUCGAGAGCCGUCAGCCUGCCAUGAGCGUCGAGAGCCGUCAGCCAGCCAUGAGCGUCGAGAGCCGUCAGCCAGCCAUGAGCGUCGAGAGCCGUUCAGUCAGGAUCUGCCUGAGUAUCUCAGCCGGGACCUGCCCCUUGUCCCGGUGCUGCCCCUUAUCCCGGUGCUGCCCCUUGUCCCGGUGCUGCCCCUUGUCCCGGUGCUGCCCCUUAUCCCGGUGCUGGUCCUUAUCCUGGUGCUGCCCCUUAUCCUGGUGCUGCCCCUUAUCCUGGUGCUGCCCCUUAUCCCGGUGCUGCCCCUUGUCCCGGUGCUACCCCUUGUCCCGGUGCUGCCCCUUUUCCCGGUGCUGGCCGUUCAUUUAGGGGAUGUUAGUUUGAGGGUGGUCAUUGGGAGGGGAAGACAGAAGCGGGGAGUGACUAUGGUGGUGUGGGGACAGCGUCCAGAGCCUGAGCCACCACCGUGGUCAACUGCCCACCCAGACCCUCCCCUGGACUUUGUGCUGGUGCGCCCGGCGUUCGCACCUUGAGGGGGGGGGGUUCUGUAACGUUCCUGACCUAUUUUUAUGUUAU
Salvelinus fontinalis (brook trout) is the source of this 843-nucleotide messenger RNA. RefSeq lists its product as uncharacterized. The coding region runs from base 165 to 800 and encodes 211 amino acids. The record is from RefSeq and is a predicted model, not a curated record. NCBI's taxonomy places the organism in Eukaryota, Metazoa, Chordata, Actinopteri, Salmoniformes, Salmonidae. The transcript is spliced from 2 exons.